AUGUGGAGGAGUGUUGGCCUGACAUACGUUCGCUAUUCUCAGAUAGCUGCAGCUAUUACUCGAAGAUGUUUGAGAAACGUCGCCAAGGACGGGGGUAAAGGACAAGAAUCAACAGUGAAGUUUACAUACUGGGAUGCUGGGAAGCCAGUGAAGCAGUCCUAA
Messenger RNA from Enterobius vermicularis (human pinworm), 162 nucleotides. NCBI's taxonomy places the organism in Eukaryota, Metazoa, Nematoda, Chromadorea, Rhabditida, Oxyuridae. The record is from the annotation of a GenBank genome assembly.